UCCAUCCAACCUUUAUUCAAGAGAAAAUCCAACCCGAGCUUCACGUGGAGGAUAUGCAUGUUUUAUAUCAACAUGUAACUUUUCUUGAAUAGUGGAAAAAUAUGGAGCUACAGUUGGAAAACCAAAGCCAGCCUUUCAACAGCAACACCGUGAGGCUGCCAGGUAAACCUGUACUGGGGAUGGGGGUAGAUAACUUUAUUUCUCUUCUGAUAUUUGGACUUAUUUUCAUCCUCGGGGUGCUUGGGAACACCAUGGUGAUCACGGUGCUGGCACGCAGUAAACCGGGACAACCGAGGAGCACAACUAACAUCUUCAUCCUCAACCUGAGCGUGGCGGACCUGUCCUACCUCCUCUUCUGCGUCCCCUUCCAGUCCACCAUCUACAUGCUGCCCACAUGGGUGCUGGGAGCUUUCAUCUGCAAGUUCAUCCACUAUUUCUUCACCGUGUCCAUGCUGGUCAGUAUUUUCACUCUGUCGGCGAUGUCCGUGGACCGUUACGUGGCCAUCGUCCACGCCAGGAAAUCCUCGUCGAUCCGGGUGGGGAGGCACGCUAUGUUCGGAGUGGUGCUGAUCUGGAUCCUGUCUCUGGCCAUGGCAGCUCCCGUUGCGCACUACCAGGGCAUCGUGGUGAGGGAGGACAACAACACCUUCUGCUGGGAGGUUUGGCCGGAUCACCAGAGGAAAGUCUACGUGAUGUGCACUUUUGUUUUUGGAUACCUCCUGCCUCUCACUUUGAUAUCUGUCUGUUACGCAAAGGUUUUAAACCAUCUGCACAAAAAGCUGAAGAAUGUGUCCAAAAAAUCAGAGCUCUCCAAAAAGAAGACUGCCCAGACAGUCCUGGUGGUGGUCGUGGUCUUCUGCCUGUCUUGGUUGCCUCACCACAUCGUUCACCUGUGGGUGGAGUUUGGCUCUUUCCCCCUGAACCAGGCCUCCUUCCUGUUCAGGAUGGUGGCUCACUGCUUGGCCUACAGCAACUCCUCUGUCAACCCCAUCAUCUACGCUUUCCUGUCGGAGAACUUCAGGAACUCCUACAAGCAGGUUUUCUGGUGCCGGCUGCCCAGCAAGUGUCCCGUGAAAGACACCAGGGAGCUCCGCAGCAGGAUGGAGACGGCACCGUCCACUAACAUCAGUGUGACUUACAAAGGUCAUGACUCUCAGAUCAGCAAAAUGCUCUGAUGUCUGGUGUUGAGAGCAUCUUCUGUUUUCUGUAUAAAGAUCCUGGAUUUUUAAAUCCAAUACAUAUUGAUAUUUGAGAUGGAAAAACCCCAUAUUACUGAUAUAGAUUUCUUUUUAACAUACUGUAACAGCUGUGUUAAUUGGGCUGAAUCACUGGCACGGAGCUCUAUCAAACUCAGUAACAUUACUCAUUAGUGUCAGCACAUUUUAAACACAUACGCAUGUACAUACACAUUUUAUAAAUACAGUACUCCUGAUGUAGUUAUUGUAAGUGUCUGGGAAGUUGAUCUCAUCGGAUAUUCCUUAAUGGUUUUCAGUAGUCUUUUGUCCUAUUUCUUGCUAAUAUAUCUUCCACAGUCAAACAUGCAGAUGCAUACUUAAAAACUACCGUACAUGUUGGAUUUUCCCCAUUUCUGCUAAUGGGAACUUCUGAUUUAGUGUCUGUACUCUUAAACUUAACAUCACUGUAAAAUGUUUUCACAUUUUUGUCUUUUUAUUAUAAGCAAACAAAUGCAUUCAAGUCAGCCCACACAAACAAGUGUAUAAUAUUUUUUUUGUGAGUGAAUGAAUUAUACAAAGAGAUUAAUAAAUAAUAAUAAUAAUAAUACAAACAAAUCAAUUAUUUACUCAUAUUCAAAACAAAAAUGCUCAUACUGUACAUGCAUUAGCACAGCUGUAAUCCGUGACAUGCUACAGUUUGUUUGGAUUUAAUCAGUUUUACCAGAGCUGGUUUACCUGGCUCUCUGAUCUGUACAGAUUACAGUUUCCUGUUUAUCCCCAAGGCUGAAUUUGAUUAAGAUGACUUUUGCAAACAGGUAAUGUUGCAUGUUCCUCUCCACCCCCUGCAGCCAUUAUAUGUACAUACAGCAGCCCAGCCUUUCAUACUGCCUCGGAAAAGAGAGAAAAUGGAUUUGCAUUUGAAAAACAGGGUUUUAUGCAAAGCAGGAGAGGAUUUCAUGUAUGGAAAUGAGAUUUACUGUAAAGAAACAGUGCACACUUAGAGGUGUUUCUUAAAUGCAGGUACACUACUACAUUGGUAGUCAGGUUGCUUAAAACAUACGAGUUUUCAUUUUAAUAUCCUGUAUUGCAUGGUCUGAUUGCAUAAGACACCCUGCUGUUAGUCAAAGCCAAAACGCUCAAAAUGACUUGUAAAAACUUUUCUUCUUACUGCGGAGAAGCUGUCAGGUCUUUGGCAGCAGAAAUAUGACAGAAUAAUAUAUUUUUUGGAUUUUGGAUGUGUUGUUUUCUUGUUUUUGUGUGCGUUUUCUUUUCAAUACAUGUAAAUAAAGAUAUUAAACGUC
Messenger RNA from Perca fluviatilis (European perch), 2476 nucleotides. RefSeq names its product galanin receptor 1a (gene galr1a). Lineage: Eukaryota; Metazoa; Chordata; Actinopteri; Perciformes; Percidae. Gene Ontology annotation, biological process: negative regulation of adenylate cyclase activity; positive regulation of cytosolic calcium ion concentration; G protein-coupled receptor signaling pathway. The record is from RefSeq and is a predicted model, not a curated record. Bases 102 to 1175 code for a protein of 357 amino acids. Gene Ontology annotation, cellular component: membrane. The transcript is spliced from 3 exons. Gene Ontology annotation, molecular function: galanin receptor activity.